UGUUCAAUUCCAAUCCCAUGCAACAUUCGCAGUGAAAAUGGCAGCCUUAUUUCCUUCUGAAAGAAGCACUAAAGAUGUUAUAAAUUCGAUUUUAGAUGAUUAUGAAAAAUUAACUAAAGAACUAUUCGAAAGUUUAUCUGCAACUUCAUUGUAUCGAAGAACAAAGCAAGAUGCUAGUUCAGGAGAAACAGCAAAGGCUGUUGAUCAGCUUAUUUCAAAGGAGAAAGAACUACAAGCAGCUAUUGAGAAAGUUCAGGAGCAGCAAGCACGACAACAGGAAAUCCAAACUGUGAGAGAAGAAAUUUCAAAGAAAGAUCAGGAAAUACUUAACCUUGAAUCCCAGCUAAAAGAAGCUGAAAAAAUAUUGUCCCAGGCAUUAUUUCAAGCAAAGAAAAAGUUGACUGCGAUAAAUCAGGCCAGUAAAGGAAUGGUUUCAUCUGAAGACUUGAUCAAGUAUGCUCAUCGAAUCAGUAGCAGUAAUGCUGUUGAGGCCCCAGUAUCUUGGAUGCCAGGUGACCCCCGGAGGCCAUAUCCUCAAGAUAUUGAGAUGCGAUCUGGUUGGCUGGGGAGACUCAUGGAGGAUGUUCCUAGAGAAACUGAAGGACCUGGCAGUGAUCUUUCAACUCCCCAGGAAGUGGUGCAGUCCUCUGCCCCUGCAUCACAAAUACUGCAGCCUGCUGGUGGGCUGGGCCUCACAAAUGGUCAAGCAGCAGCAUUUUCCUGGCAAAGCCAGCUUCCAGGAGGGCAGUCUGCAUCUUUACAGCAAGAUGCGUCUUCCAAUUUGGAUAUCCUAACAAACAAUCUGACAAAGGAAGUAGCCAAUGGCAGACAAGAACAAGGUGUGGAUGAAGUAGAAUUCAUGUCAUCAUCGUCAUCAUCAUCUUCCAGCGACAGCCCAUAACAGCUGACUCUGUAAAUCAUAACUAAAAAGAAAUCUAUAAAGGAUCUGUUCAAAGCUGUGGCUAUUCAGUGGAGAGCUGAUCAUGAUUUAUAACCUAGCUCAGCUUCCUAGGUCUAAAUGUAACCUUUUCCCUUUUUUCAAAAUAUGACUGGCUCUCCUGUGUCUUUGGUUAUAUCAACUAAGUAAUUAGUUAUA
Messenger RNA from Stylophora pistillata, 1096 nucleotides. RefSeq names its product mediator of RNA polymerase II transcription subunit 4. Lineage: Eukaryota; Metazoa; Cnidaria; Anthozoa; Scleractinia; Pocilloporidae. The record is from RefSeq and is a predicted model, not a curated record. Gene Ontology annotation, cellular component: mediator complex; core mediator complex. Gene Ontology annotation, molecular function: transcription coregulator activity. Gene Ontology annotation, biological process: regulation of transcription by RNA polymerase II.